UUGGUUCACGUUACGAGCCGGGAAAAGAUUUCUCACUCCCAGUCUCGUGCUUGCAAAUUGCAAUGUUCAAUUUUUGCUAAAAACUAAGAGUUGUGGUGAGUUUAGUAGUUAUCAAUUUUAUUUGUUCCUUGGGGAUUUAGUUUAGUUAAAACCAACACGAUGCCAACCUGGGUCGACUGUUCGGAAAGUGUGGAGGAAGCACUGGCUCGUUUGGAUGCAGAAAGCAAGGCGAAUGCUGCGGCGAGAAUGGCCAAGAAAGCGGCAGACGCUGCGGCCGCGGCUGCUCCUAAGCAACGCCCCCUCUCUGGAAAUGCGCUAAUUGACGCCAUGAAGUCUGAAGAUCUGGCGAAAUGUCGCAGCCUCUAUCCAGAACGGGGUGGCGAUCCUUACAAGCCUUCCUGGUGGAAUAUCAUGUUUGGAGGAGAAGGUCGCGAAGGGCUCGAUAAGAUCAAGUGUGAGAGGAAUGUGUGGCAGAUUGCGAAAAAAUCACAUCUCGUCCGAAUUUUGCUGGAUGCUUUGAAAGCUUCAGGAUGUGAGGUGGACAUUCGACGCCACAUCUCAUGCGAAGUUUGCGACCACUCGGUUACUGGAGGAUAUGAUCCAAUUCUGAAUCAGGUUGUAGUUUGUCAGAAUACUGCGAGAUAUCAAGGCCUAAUCCAAGGUGUUCUUACCCACGAACUUAUCCACAUGUUUGACUACUGUCGAAAUAAAAUGGACUUGACGGAUGCGAAACAUUUGGCCUGCACGGAAAUUCGUGCAGCAAAUUUGGCUCACUGCUCUUUCCUCUCAGCGUGGACGUACGGUUCUGCAUCUCCGUUUAAUAUUAAACAACGACAUCAGGAAUGCGUCAAGCAACGUGCCACAGAUUCCGUCCUUGCGGUACGCGACAUGCCGAAAGAGGAAGCUCGCGAAAUCGUGGAGUCGGUAUUUGACAAAUGCUACGGUGAUCUGGAACCAAUUGGGAGACGGAUUCGGAGAGGAUCAGACGAUAUUAGGAAAGCUUAUAAAGAACGGGUUUAUUACGGAUAUAUUUAAGUUUUGAUUCAAUAGUUUCACUUCUAAGAGAUUUGAGAGUUUUCGUUUUUAUAUAUAAAUAACUAUAAAUCUUCAAAUUUACCGUGCCCUCUUAUCCUACACAACUCUAAUCAUGUAUGUAGUAAGUCUAGUGAGCAGCAGCUAGUCAAACUUGUAGCUGAAACAAUGAAGGAAAAUGUAGGGAUGCGUUGUUAUCAGAAGAAUUGUUAUACAAAAUAAAUUCAAUGUCUUCAAGACAACUUUUUAUUAUUA
Molecule: messenger RNA, 1287 nt
Organism: Folsomia candida
Lineage: Eukaryota; Metazoa; Arthropoda; Collembola; Entomobryomorpha; Isotomidae
Product: mitochondrial inner membrane protease ATP23 homolog
Exons: 5
Coding region: 160-1035 (291 amino acids)
Biological process (GO): mitochondrial protein processing; mitochondrial proton-transporting ATP synthase complex assembly
Cellular component (GO): extrinsic component of mitochondrial inner membrane
Molecular function (GO): metalloendopeptidase activity
Source: RefSeq, a predicted model, not a curated record